Drosophila eugracilis is the source of this 1363-nucleotide messenger RNA. RefSeq lists its product as uncharacterized. The transcript is spliced from 3 exons. The coding region runs from base 84 to 923 and encodes 279 amino acids. The record is from RefSeq and is a predicted model, not a curated record. Lineage: Eukaryota; Metazoa; Arthropoda; Insecta; Diptera; Drosophilidae.
CACUCUAUUUGUCAAGAAGCCGCAAUUUCUAGCAUCAAAACAAACAAAACAUAAUUAUAAUCUAAAUAAUAUAAAUACGCCUUAUGGAGAACAUAAAUUUUAACGAUUUCACGCCCAAAGAGCGUUACGAGAUCAUCAAAGAAUUUCUAGUAAAGAUGCAAAAAGCCGAUUCUAUGCCGAGCAAGGAUAUGCAUGUCCAAAGAUUCUUCGAGCAUUAUUUACGAAAAUUCUACAUAUUGCCAAAGAAAUUGAUCAAUGAUAUUGCUUACUGCCAAAGGGCCAUGAAAUCACAUUUGGCUAUUCAUCAGACAAUCAUUAGUGUUUUUGGGCAACAAGCUGAUGCUGAUCCUGUGAUCAAGAACAACUACAUAACCGAACUGGAGGAUAUGCUGUACGAAUUAAAUGCAGAAUGUCAAUAUUUGGUCCUAUGUCUCCAAGACGACAUAAAUCGUUUCUGCUUAGCUUUUACAGAGCAAAACCUGAAGCCCAAUGAGCAAGUGAUCAAGGAUAUUGUGAGUGCAGCUGUCGUGCCGCUCAUAGUUAACCCGGAUAUUUCACUUAAGCCGUGUUUUGUAUUGGAGCGACCAACCGACAGUGAGUUGCUAAGGAAAUACUUUAUAAUAGAAGGAGCAGAACCGGCAGAAGAAGUUUCAACUCCUGUGGAACCACCAAAACAAGUUCCCUCUUCACAAACUAAUCUGGAUGUAAAUAAGAGUCGGCUCAAUCUGCAGGCAGCUUUAAGCCGAGCUCGUUCCAAUUCCAAGCCAGCGGAAAAAGGUGAAAAAGAUGACCAGCAAGGGCGCGCAAAGGAUUUCUUUAUGCAAUCCGUAGGUCUUUGCUCACACGAUGAGUACAAGCGCUUGAAGUUAUCGAUGGUUCUGCUCCAAAAGCGUAAGCCUAAGCCAUCUAAGAAAAAAAAAUAAUUUUCGUCACAACUGAAAAAGGAAACAUCUGUUUUUGUUCUGUUUCCGAACGAUUUUUAUAUGAACGUUGAUAUUUUUAAUAGGCUUAAUGUACUUAAAGAAGGGAUAACGUUAUCGCAAUAGGUAAUGUUACAACCUAUUAUUACAUAACUGUGUUAUAUACUCCAAUUAAAAUACAACUUCUUGGUUGUCUAAUUAAUUUUCAAUAUUUAGACUUUCCUAGGUAAUCGAUAUUACUAUCAAAUGAGGAGCAAGUAACUUAUAAACAAACACAUUAAUAAUUUGUAUGUGUUUUGAAACCAUAAGUGAAAAUUCCACCUCAUUACAAAUUGAAGAAGAAGCUACCAAAUGAAAGAAAUAGAAAAAGGCUUUUUAUUUAGAUUAACUCUUAAUUAUAAAAGAAAAGAAUGACACAAUAAAGUUCAAAUUUUUAGAUACCA